Molecule: messenger RNA, 2194 nt
Organism: Gadus macrocephalus (Pacific cod)
Lineage: Eukaryota; Metazoa; Chordata; Actinopteri; Gadiformes; Gadidae
Product: protein sidekick-1-like
Biological process (GO): cell-cell adhesion
Molecular function (GO): protein binding
Source: RefSeq, a predicted model, not a curated record
AUGGCCGCCAGUGUGUGUGUAGGUGUGAGUAAGGUGGUGACGGUGGAGGUGAAGGGCAGCUGGCAGCGCUGGCUGAAGGUGCAGGACCUGACCCGGGGGGUGACAUACGCCUUCAGCGUCCAGGCCCGCACCGUCGCCCUCGGACCCCCGCUGCAGGCCAACAUCUCCGCCCAGCCGCUGCAAGGCACUCCCGGUUCGCCGAUGGGGAUGUCAAUCACCAAGUCCUCUUCUUCCCUUGCUCUCCAUUGGACAGAGGGAGAGGACGAGGGGGUGGGGCCCAUUAGUGGCUAUGUGGUGGAGGCUCGUCCCUCAGAUGAGGGUGUGUGGGAUUCCUUCAUCAGGCUGCUCCCUCCCAGCAGCCGGUCUGCCUCUGUGCCCAUGGAGCGGCUGAGGUCAGGAAUCAGCUACGAGUUUAGAGUCAUAGCCAUUAAUCGUUAUGGCUACGGAGAGCCCAGCUCCCCUCCACUGCCCUUGCCGGCACAGCGAGAACGGCCCUUCUACGAGGAGUGGUGGUUCCUGCUGGUCAUGGCUCUGAUCAGCCUCAUCCUGAUCCUGGUUCUGGUCUUCACCCUGCUGCUCCACGGCCACGGCACCAAGUACAAGGCCUGCAGCACAGGCAAGCAUCUGUCGACGGUGGAGGAGUCGGUAACCCUUGACAAUGGAGGAUUCACCGCUCUGGAGCUCAACAGCAGAACACUGAACAGCAAAAACUCCUUCCUCAAGAAGAACGGUACCAGGUCUCCUCCCAGACCCAGUCCGGGCGGUCUCCACUACUCUGAUGAGGACAUCUGUAACAACUACAACGGAGCCGUGCUCACAGAGAGUACCACCCUCACAGAGAAACCCAACGAGGUGUCAGAGUCAGAGCUGACGGACAGCGACUACGAGGACGAGCAGCCCAAGCACUCCUUCGUCAACCACUACAUGAGCGACCCCACCUACUACAACUCGUGGAAGCGCCAGCCCAAGGGCCUGAAGGGGACGCCGGGGCCGGCGGGGGGGCCCUUCGCCUACGAGGACUGCGUGGUGGCGGCGGCGGCUGCGGCGGCGGCGGCGGCGGCGGCCGGGGCGGGCGACGGCGAGCCCUACUACCAGACGGUGGUGACGCAGCACAGCGCGGGCGGCGCCUACACGCCCACGGGCCAGCCGGCGCUCACGCACGUCAACCCCAACACCAACCCCCCCGGCUCGCGCACGCCCCUCACGGGCUUCUCCUCCUUCGUGUGACACGCGGAGAGAUAGAGAGAGAGAGACACACAGAGAGAGAGAGAGAGAAAGAGAGAGAGAGAGACACGCACGCCAGUACACACACAUGAAUGCGUUUUGCAUAUUCACCCAUGACGGAGGACACGGACACCUGGGUUUGGACACGACGAUGGGGAGGGAAGAGAGGGCGGGGGAGAGGGCGUUGACGAAAGGGACUUCAUGCCCCUGAGCACAUCAAGGUGUGCACUCUUCUCCCCGCGUUUGUGUGUAUGUGUGCGUGUGUAUGUGUGUGUGUGUAUGUGUGCGUGUGUAUGUGUGUGUGUUUGCACAGAGAUCCUCACUGUGUUUAUGACGCCCCUGCCCCCCCCUCCCCCAAAGCUUGUUAUCCUUCGCACUUCUACGUCACUGUGCUCUGGCUGCGUGCUCACUCCAACACACACACACGCAGGACCCGACCCCCCCCCCCCCCCCCCUCUAGGGAGAAGGCUCUGUGUGUGAGUGUACGUGCGUGUUGAUGCAACACUCGAUGUGUAGAACGUUCUUUAGGUGAGAUUGUGUGUGUGUGUGUGUGUAUGAGUGUGAGUGUGUAAGGGGAUACAUCCAAAAGCGGAGGAACAGAAAGACACAACGAAAGCCAAAACAGUGGGAUGUGGCAUUUCUGCACAAUACUAAAUAUGUACUUUUUCUCGAUGUGCGCACAAAAACACGAACGACAAAAACACAAAAAAAAAACUCUCUCUCUAUCUCUGUGUGAAUUUCGGACCCUCCCUCAGAGAGAUGGACUUGCAGGGGAGGGGAUCAUGAAUAAGGAAGAGAGUCUUCCCUGGUGUGUUUGGGGUGGAGGGGGGGGGGGGGGGGGGGGGGGCAGCUGUUGUUGACAAACUCGUUCAUGUAAAGUAAACACAAGAUGCACGGAGCUGUCCGCCAACACCACCCAACGCAAAAGGAGGGAGAGGAAAAGCAACACGUGGGUGCUUCGACGUCGAUG